AGGAAAUCCAAUUUGGAGUGGACCGAUGAGUUGGAAGAAGUUGGUGAAGAAGCUGAAGUAGAGGAUGACAUCAUUUAUGUGGAAUUGGAACGCAACUCAGUCGGUUCAUUGGGUGUGCAGAUCGCAUCCGUAAGUGGACGAGUCUGUAUCAAACAACUGACAGCUGAACCUGCUGCUAGUCAUCCAGAUAUUCACGUCGGUGACGCUCUUAUCUAUGUGAACGGUGAGCCGGUGUCCAAUAAAUCGCACCAAGAAGUGGUGUCAAUGUUACGUAGUGGCGGUAACGUCGUGACGUUGGGAUUACGGCAAAAACGGCAAUAUUAUUACGCAGUGCUGGAGAAGAAGCCGGAAGGUUCUUUAGGGCUUUCCUUAGCGAAGAGGACCGGUUCCGAUGGUAUUUUCAUCAGAAUGAUCGCUGUGAAUUCAGCUGCUGCUAUGGAAGGCAGUCUACGUGUGGGUGACCGUCUUUUGUCGUUGGACGGUGAAAGCGUAACCGACCUCACACCAACAGCUAUUUUGGAGCGAUUGCGUUCCAUUCAGGGCGCCGUACAUAUCACCGUAUCACGGGACUCUCAAUAA
Molecule: messenger RNA, 579 nt
Organism: Ostertagia ostertagi
Lineage: Eukaryota; Metazoa; Nematoda; Chromadorea; Rhabditida; Trichostrongylidae
Source: the annotation of a GenBank genome assembly